Molecule: messenger RNA, 1037 nt
Organism: Falco peregrinus (peregrine falcon)
Lineage: Eukaryota; Metazoa; Chordata; Aves; Falconiformes; Falconidae
Product: ras-related protein Rab-39B-like
Molecular function (GO): GTPase activity; GTP binding
Source: RefSeq, a predicted model, not a curated record
GGAGGUAACACACACACACACCCAUGUAUGCAAAUGGCUUUGUCACGAUGCGUUCCUGUCCCAGGGCCACCUUUCUGGGAAAAUGGGACGAGGCAUGCCCUGAGUGCAUCCAGCUGGAUGGAGCCAAGACGAAGGGAACUGGGGGGGGCUUCAAAGGGGCACCCCGGGCAGGCAGGAACGCCUCCUGGGUGGAGGAGCGGAGGCAGCCGGUGCUGCCUGCCCGGACACGCACCUGGUGCGGGGGUGGCGGGUGCCGGCAGACGGUGGAGGUGCCGAUGGAGCCGCGGUGGCAGUACCAGUUCCGGGUGAUCAUGCUGGGCGACUCGACGGUGGGGAAGUCCUCGCUGCUGCGGCGUUACACUGAGGGCAUCUUCCUGGAUGCCGUCAACCAGACGGUGGGGGUGGAUUUCUACGUCCAGUUUGUGGAGCUGGAGCCGGGGCUGCGGGUAAAGCUGCAGUUCUGGGACACAGCCGGGCAGGAGAGGUUCAGGUCCGUGACUCGCUCCUACUACCGCAACUCGGCUGGGGGGAUGCUGCUCUUCGACCUCACCAACCGCGCGUCCUUCGAGAGCGUCCGGCAGUGGCACCGGGAGGUGGUGGACACAGUCCAGCCGUUCCGCAUUGUCUUCUUGCUGGUGGGGCACAAGAGUGACCUGGCCGGGCAGCGGCGGGUGGGCAGGAGGGAGGCAGAGAAGCUGGCGGCCUCGCUGGGCGUGCAGUACAUCGAGACCUCGGCCAAGGAUGCCAGCAACGUGGCCCAGGCUUUCCAGAUGCUGACACUGGCCAUCUACCAGGCGCUGCAGACGGGGCGGCUGGCUCCCACCGAGGCGUGGGAUGGGGUGAAGAGCAGUGUCCCACUGCCAGCGCCACCCAAGGCUCAGGCACUGGAAAAGGACGAGAAACAGAAGAGAUGCUCGUGCUAGAGCUGGGGACACUGGCAGCCUGUCCUGGCGGGGCUGGGACACCCGGCUGUGCCUGUGGGGCGCAGGAGGCAGAGAGCGAGCGGCUGCCAGGGCGCAUUAAACACCCGCUGUUCA